AUGUUGGGAAUUUGUGGAUCACUUAGAAAAUUACGGAAAUUACGAAAUCAUGCUUAUGAAAAUGUUAAAUUCUUUACAACAAUAACAAAAAACCAAAAGGAUACAUUGAAAGCUGUUGUAAAAAUAAAUAAGGAUAUUUUAAAAAGUGACAAUAUUUUAGAAAUAAUAAAAAUUGUAAAAGAUAAUGAAAAGAAUACAAAUAUAAUUAAUCAUGUUACAUUUUUCCAUAGGUUAAUGCAAAUAAUACAUAAAAACAAUAAUGAUGCUAGUUAUGUUAAGAAUAAUAAAUAUAUAAAUAUAGAAAUAGAGAAAAGGAUAAAAAUCAUAUUUGCUUAUUUAAGCAAUGACAAAGAAAAUUUAAAGAAGGUAAAUAAUUAUAAUAAACGAUUGUUUUCAUCUUUUGUUUGGUCACUUAGUAAGUAUUUUAUAUUAUUAAAAGAGAAUGUUCAGGACAAUUUUUUUAAAGGAGCAGAAGAUUUUAUUUUCCAAGAAUAUCCACAUUAUAAGGAGAAAAAUUCAAAGAUAUUUACUAGUCAUGAGAAAAGCACAAAUAAGAAUGAUAGUACCGUCGCCAAUCACAUGAUGAAUGGUGGCGAUCCUAAUAAAAGUUCACACAUAUACAAACUCAAUUGUGAAAGAAUAUGUAAACAAAACACAAUUAAAAUAAAAAGUACCAUUUUUUCAAACUUGGAUUGGGAAAAAUAUGAUAAGCAUAUACAACCAACAAAUAAUAACCAUGAAGGAAAGCCAAUAAAACUUUCUAAUGUGUAUCUAAAUUUAUUAUUAAAAUAUGCAAAUGCAUAUUUGCCGCAUAUGAAUCCAUCAAGGCAUGUUGUUCUUCUUUGGUCUUUAAGUAAAUUAAAUAAAAAUUCAAAAGAAAUUCAUGAAAAUUAUUAUAAGCAAAGUUUAAAUAUUAUCCCACAAUUAAAAGACAACGAAUCAAUUAUUUUAUUAUAUUCAUAUUCUUAUGUAAAUUUUAAAGACUUUGAUUUUUAUCUAAAAAUAAAAAAAUUAAUUAUGAAUAGAAAUAUUCAUAAAAAAAUAGUGCAUGAAAAAAACUAUGAAUCAUUGAUUAGUAUGCUUUUAUCCUUUUCAAAUCAAAAUAUAUUUUUUCAAGAUUUAUACAAAAGCACAAUAAAUAAUAUUUUGGAAACAAAUAACUUUUUGAACAAUUUACGAAAGAAAAAUUUAAUAAGAUUCAUAUUUUGCAUAUUUAAAUUACCACACAUAUACUUGCAGAAUGAGAAUACAUUUGAUAAGAAUCAAAUUGAAUCCAUUUCUUUGUGGAAAAAUGUUAUUUUAUAUGAACUAUUAAAAAAAAAAGUUAUGAAAAAAUGUGACAAACUCUUUCCAUUAGAUGAAGAUAUAAAUUGUUCUAUAAGGAGAAAGAGUUUUAUUGAUACUAUUUAUAAGGAUAAAUAUCCUUUAGGUGAUAUUAUUUUAUUAUUGUGGUCUUUGAGUCUUAAAUAUAUAUAUUCAGCAAAAUUAUUUUUAUAUACUUGUAUUAAAUUAAACAGAUUAUUAAAAGACUCCAAUUUUAUAAAUAAUUAUUUUCAGAUGCUAACAAAUUUUUAUUUAUCCUUAUUAUCAUUUAUAUUAGAAGACCAGGAUUAUGCUAAUUUAUAUUUUAAUAAAAAUGAAGCUAAUGCAUUAUCUCUUUUAUAUGACUAUUUGAGCAUACAUAUGGAUAAUUUUGUUAUUUUAAAAGACAUAAUAAAUAUGAAUACAAGACAUAAUAAUGAUGUUGAAAUAUCAAACAUGCAAGAAAAUAUAUUUUAUAUUAUAAGCAAUUAUUUUAAACCAUCAAAAAAUGUAAUUGUAUUGUUGGAAUAUAAAAAUGUGGUGAAUUUAUCUGUGGAUAUUUUAUUAUAUAGGAAUGACAAUUUUCAUCAUAUUAAUUUUCCUAAAAAAAGAAAUGAUCAUAAUUGUUCAUAUGUAUCUUUUUUAGGUAAAAAUAUUUUUAAAGAUACCAUGCUAGGUCCAUACUUUCCUGAACAAAAAAUAAACCAAAAACAUAUAUGCACCAUAAAUAAUUUUACAAGUUUUACUGAAAGAAAAAAGAAGCAUCAUAAUUUACAAAACAAUUCACCUGUUUUAUAUUUAACAAGUAGAAAAAAUAUGCACACAACAUAUGCACAUUUUUUUAGUACUAUAGAGAAAAAUGAUAUUGGUGAAAAAAGUUAUCAGCCAAAUGAAUUUGUUAACUUAAAAAGUUGUGUUACAUUUUCACCAGAAAUAGAAGAUACAAUAAAAGACCCCGAAAAUUCUACAAAUGAAAUGUAUCGAUUUAUCAAUAAAUUAAAAAAUAUAUCUUCAGAUGAAUGUAAUGAUCAACUGAAAACAAUAUGUAAUGAUUUAAUUUUAUUGUUUAACAACAAUUUUAUAUAUAUUAAGACGAACGAUGUAAUUAGUUUUUUUUACAAAUUUUCAUCUUUUUUUCCGAUACUUUGCAAAAUGAAGAACCAAUUUUAUAACGUCAACGAAGUAGUAAAAUUGUUUUCUUUCUUUAUAAACUUUACUACUUCUACAUUUUUUCCAUAUUUAGAAAAAUAUAUAAACAAAAACAAAGAAAGAAAUUUAAAUCUAUUUAUUGAUGUGUGUUGGACUUAUUUUAGAUAUAUGAAAUAUUUAACAGUUUUAUCAAAAAAUAUAAAUUCGAACACCAAUAUGUCCUCUGAAUUGGAACAAAUAAAUAUCAUUAUUUCAAGUGAGUUAGAUAAAACUGAAAAUAUAUUCAAUCAUACUAUAAAAAGUAAAAUAACUGAUGGGAAUAUAAUAAGAGAAUUAUCUUCAAAAAAUAUGUCUCUUCUAAUAUCUAUAUUUCUACACCUUAAAAAUUCAAAUGAUGUAAUAAAUUAUUUACAAAAAAACAACUUUUUUAAUAUGAGAUUUUAUAUAAAAGAUAUUAUAUAUAUUUUAAGUGCUAUGCUUAAAUCUGAUUAUGUAUGGAAGGAUCUUGAGCUUUUUUUUUGUAAAAUAUUUGCAGAAAAUAUUGGAUAUUCAGAUAUAAAAAAUUUGGUGGAAUUCACAUAUUUGUGUGCUGAACUUAAAUGUAAUCAUGAUUUUAUAGUGUCUGCUAUUCGAAGUAGAAUAAACCAAUAUACAAAUUUUCCAGAAGCUGAAGAAAGUAAACAAAAUACAAAAUACAACAUUGAUAAAUUUGGUUGCAGAUUUAUUGAAAAGUUUACUCCUGAUGAAUUAGCAUUUUUUACGAGGAAUUGUUAUAGAAUGCAUUGUUUUGACAGGACCUUCUUUGAUUUACUAUGUGACACAGCAGCGAAAAAAUUAAAUGCUUUAAAUUUGACAAACGCAUGUAUAAUUCUACCCUGCUUUUCACGCGUAUACUGUAUUAAAAACAUAUGGAAAAAAAGUGAUGAAUAUGCUGGGGAUAAAAAACAAAUAAUCAAUAAAGAUAUAAACAUUAAGAUUGAAAAUAAUGAUUAUUUAGAAAAAAAUAUAUCCAGUUGUAGAUACAAGAUACCUGAAUCAUUGAAAGUAUUAGUAAAUCAUGUAGAAAAUGAAAUGAUUCCCAAAAGAAAAAACAUUAGCUUACAUGAUUUAUGCUAUUUUAUGGAAUCGCUAACAUUACUUAAAAUCGAAAAUAAAAAAUUGUAUAACUUAUGUAUAAAUGAAACAUUAAAAAAAAUUCAAAAUUUUGUAUAUAAUGAAAAAGAAAUAAAAAUUAUAGGGAAAAUAUUGUGGUGUUUAUCUUAUUACCAUAAAACAGAAUAUUUAUUUUCCCAUAAAAUUAUUAAUUUUCUUUUAAAAUAUAAAUUGUAUCAAAAUCCAAUACCUGAAAAUUUCAUUUCGUUUUUUAUGUACUUUAUAAAAUCAAGAGUAUAUAAUAAAAGCAUAUUUUAUAAUAUUGGAAGGUCUACCAUUGCAAAUAUAGCCAUUAAUAAUUAUUUUACACCAUCCGAAGAAAAAAGGUUAAACUUCAAGUUAAACGUAAUUACUGAAUUGUAUGCUACUAUGGCAUGGGCUUACGCCUUUACUUAUUUCAAUAAUGCCGAUAUAGAAAUAUCCAAUUUUGAUGUACACACAAAUAGAAAAGUAAAUGUAGGAAUAUCCACUUCAAAAGAGGAAAAUAGUUGUAAAAAUAAUAAGCAUCUCGAUAAAAAUUGUGAUAACAAGGAAAUAAGCAAAUGCAAAAAUAUCACCAGUGUACCAAACCCUGCACAAUUGUGCUAUACUAAAAAGGAUGAAAUGUUUUUGAAAAAAAUCUAUGACUAUAUUUUUAAUGAAAUAAAAAUUUUACACAAAUAUGGAGAGCUUUCAUUUUUAUUAUUAGCAAGAUAUUUAUGGGGAGUUUCGAUUGUAAAUUUGAUAAAUGAUGAUACAAUAAAUUUUAUUAAUACAUAUAAUUGGGAUGAGAUAAACAUAUAUGAACAAAAUCCAAUGUACCUUCAUAUGGUUUUUACCUUAUGGUUACGAUUAAAAUAUUCUUAUUCGCACUUGAAUCUUUCGAAAAAUUUCCUUAACUUUAUAGAUCAAAUUACACAUAUAUUAAAAAAUAUAUAUAUAAAAAAAGGUUUAAAUAAAGAUAAUUUAUCAACAUUCCAUGUGCAAAUAUCUAAAAUUUUUGAUAAGUUUAAUAUUAAAUAUACAAACGAAUAUAUAACUAAAGACCUGUUAAUAAUAGAUAUAAUAAUAAUACUUAAAGAUUGUAAUGAAAAAAUAGCUAUUGAAAUUGAUGGUCCUUCGCAUCAUUUAUUAGACUUGAAUGACCUUCAUGUGAAUACUUCAACAAAUGAUAAUAGGAAAUAUCUGCAAUGUGGAACGACAUAUUUUAAGAACUUCUUACUUAAAAAAAACGGAUGGAAAGUUAUAAAUAUUCCAUCUUAUGAAUGGAACAAAAUAAAAAAAGAAGAUCGAGAUUACUUUAUAAUUCAAAAAUUAUCAAAUUGUAGUUCAUAUCUCAAGCAACAUUUUGUAAAGAAUAAUCAUGUAUUAUGA
Plasmodium vinckei vinckei is the source of this 4956-nucleotide messenger RNA. RefSeq names its product RAP protein, putative. NCBI's taxonomy places the organism in Eukaryota, Apicomplexa, Aconoidasida, Haemosporida, Plasmodiidae. The record is from RefSeq and is a predicted model, not a curated record. The transcript is spliced from 2 exons. Bases 1 to 4956 code for a protein of 1651 amino acids.